Molecule: messenger RNA, 1068 nt
Organism: Papaver somniferum (opium poppy)
Lineage: Eukaryota; Viridiplantae; Streptophyta; Magnoliopsida; Ranunculales; Papaveraceae
Product: protein TIFY 10a-like
Exons: 1
Coding region: 111-839 (242 amino acids)
Biological process (GO): regulation of defense response; response to wounding; regulation of jasmonic acid mediated signaling pathway
Cellular component (GO): nucleus
Source: RefSeq, a predicted model, not a curated record
UACCACUUAAAACAACAGCAUCAUCAGAAGAAGAAUAUCAGAAAGAUUAUUUUUUUUGAGUUUUAAAUUACAUUUCUAGAAGGUGGAUAGAUUGCAAUAUCGAAUCAAUCAUGUCAAGUUCAUCGGCAAAAGAGAUGAUGAAAUCAAAGAGUUUCUCCCAAACGUGUGAUUUACUGAGCGAAUAUAUGAAAGGGAAUAAAGGUGGUUUUGGUCCACCAGCCAUUAAUCUAUCAUCUUCGGCACCGGCAUCUUCAGUGGGCAUUUCAUCGUCGACAUACAACAACGAAGUUAAGUUGAUGGGAUUAUUUCCUCAACAACAUGCUUCUUUAGGUGCAACACCAAACACAAUGGAAACAAAGAAUAAGCCGGAAUCUCCUCAAAUGACAAUAUUUUACGGCGGAAAGAUAAUGGUUUUGGAUAAUUUAACGGCAGACAAUGCAAAACAAGUUCUGGGUUUUGCUGAGAAUUUCUCAGGCUCAUACAUUGUGAGUACUCGAGAAACUGCGGGAAAUAGUGUCGUCCCUGUGAACAACAUUUUGAUUCGCAAGGAUUUAUUGCCUCCAAGCCAUCAACAGCGACAACAACAACAACAGAGACCCAUUCCCAUUGCUUCCGGUAGUUCUUCAUCAUCUCUAUAUAUAAAUGCAUCUGAUGUACCCGCAGCUAAAAAUCUUUCACUACAAAGAUUUUUGGCGAAAAGAAAAGAGAGGAUUAGCGCAAGAGCACCAUAUCAAGUUAAGGCUUCAUCUUCGACCCCCAAGGAUAGUCAUAAAGAGAUGGACGAAAGCAAGACAUGGCUCGGUUUAGGUCCCAAAUCUACAUCUCAAAUGGAGAUAUAGGGACCGCUGUAGUUAUAGUAUCACGUCUGCAUCCAUCAAUUGGUCUACAAAAUCAAGUGCCACUUUAUUUUAAUUUUAAUUUUAAGUUUUGAUAGAAAGUGAAGGUUAUAUAAUAGAACAGAAGAAAACACUAGAGUUGCAAAAUCUACAUGUACAACUUUUGCUUGUACACUGUUUUUCAUUUUUUUUUUAUGUAGCGGGGUCUAAUCUUUUCGAGGAGAUUCAACCA